Angiostrongylus costaricensis is the source of this 399-nucleotide messenger RNA. The record is from the annotation of a GenBank genome assembly. Lineage: Eukaryota; Metazoa; Nematoda; Chromadorea; Rhabditida; Metastrongylidae.
AUGAGAUAUGAUUGCCCCCCGAUACCGAGAAACAAAGUUAUCGUCACCUUGACUAGGUGGGAUUCUGACUUAGAGGCAUUCAGUCAUAAUCCCCCAUAUCUUCGAACCAUUGACCGAUCGGUCAAGUCCAUGAACCAAAUGUCUGAACCUGCUAUUCCUCUCGUACUAAGCAGGAAAUAUAUCAACAGUAGGUGGGUGCACAAUCCAACGCUUGGCGAAUUCUGCUUCGCAAUGAUAGGAAGAACCGACAUCGAAGGAUCAAAAAGCAACGUCGCUAUGGACGCUUGGCUGCCACAAGCCAGUUAUCCCUGUGGUAACUUUUCUGACACCUCUUACCAGAAACUCUCUGGAUUAAAAGGAUCGAUAGGCCACGCUUUCGCAGCGUUUUAUAAUACAUGA